Coprinopsis cinerea okayama7#130 is the source of this 1089-nucleotide messenger RNA. RefSeq lists its product as hypothetical. The record is from RefSeq and is a predicted model, not a curated record. The transcript has 9 exons. Lineage: Eukaryota; Fungi; Basidiomycota; Agaricomycetes; Agaricales; Psathyrellaceae. Bases 1 to 1089 code for a protein of 362 amino acids.
AUGGGCGAAGGAGGUUGGUUACUCCUGGAGAAGUAUCGCCUCACGUUCACCAGAUCAUUGGAGGACUUCAACUUGACGAUGGACCCCGACCUUGAUCUUGCCAGCAUCGCGACUUGCACGACGUGUCGCUUCAAGGAGAACAAGUCCAACUACUGGACCGCUGUUUUGUACUUCCAUCAUCCCAACGGUAGCUUCAUCAGGGUUCCUCAAAUGCCCAAUCACCUCGUUGGAAAUCACAAUGGGGGGAUGACCGUGUAUUACCUCCCCGGUGCACCUCCAUUCGACAAGAAGAUCACUGCUUUCCCCAAGGGUUUCCGAAUGAUUACCGGUAACCCAAUGAAGCGAACCGGGAAGCCAUCCAGCCUGGACGACGUCGAGUCUUACUCCUUGAGUUUCCGAUGCUGGGAAGACCAGGAGUGGCUUGGACAAUCCAACCAACAUGCACCAGGUGUGGGUGCUUGGGAUACUGUCCAUCUCCCCAAGAAGCCGUGCCUGGGUGGUAUUCGUAGUAACACUUUCUUCCCCUCUUGCUGGGAUGGCGUUAACACGGAUAGCCGUGACCACAAGAGCCACAUGGCCUUCCCAUUGGGAAGAGUCGAUGAGAGGCUCGGUAUCAUCUGGCAUGAGGGCGAAUGCCCGGAAACCCACCCGGUGAAGACGCCUACGAUUUUGUUCGAAAUUAGCUGGGAUACCCGUCCUUUCAACCACAUGUGGCCUGAAGACGGAAGCCAGCCAUUCGUUCUUAGCCAAGGAGACCCCACUGGCUACGGACACCACGGAGACUACCUCUUCGGCUGGGAAGGCGACUCCCUCCAGCGUGCUAUGGACAACUGCUUCGACUACUUUGGGUGGCCGGAGGCUUGCGAGGUUCUUACUCUCCAGACUGAUGAGGAGAUGGAUCAGUGCGUCAAGCAAACUUCGAUCAACGAAGUUACCGAGGGAGAAUGGCUUCCGGAACUCCCUGGAUGCAACCCCAUCCAACAUGGCCCUGAGCCCGCGACUAUGGUUAGAGAUUGCAAGGCCAUCUCCACGACUGGUAUUCCGGCUGCUACUCGUCCCCCGGUUGCUGGUGUUACCCCCGCCCCUUGA